Molecule: messenger RNA, 1286 nt
Organism: Paramecium pentaurelia
Lineage: Eukaryota; Ciliophora; Oligohymenophorea; Peniculida; Parameciidae
Source: the annotation of a GenBank genome assembly
AUGUUCAAGUAUAAAUCAUUUUGGAGAUUGUAUGCUUAAAGUUUAGUUUUAAGUAUUCCAUAGAUAGUUACUGGUUAUUUGUGCAUGCAAUAUUUGGACUUUCCUUUAUUAGACUAUGAAUGGUCUUAUAUUGGAUUAGCUUCUAGUUGGUUGUUUUCACCAUUGAUGGUUUAAGUUACUCGAUUUAAAUUAAUGGGUAUAAAUACAAUAAUGUUGGCUAUUGGAAUUAUUGGAUUAUCAAUUGAAGAUUACUCUUCUUAAUUAGUCUAUAAGAUCUUUACUUGCUUAAUUGGUAUAAUUGUAGGAUGUGAUUGGUUAUUAACAAUAAGAUUCAUAAGAGAAUAAGUAGGAUGGGAGGAAAAAAGAUCUGUGUAUCUUAACAAUAAUCCAAUAAUCUGUUUUUUUCUAGGGACUUUAUUAAGAAUCAGUUAUAUUAAGAAUUAGAAUUUGGAAGAUGAAUAAAUUGUAAUUAGUAGUCUUGUAAUAUUGACUAAUUCAAUUAGAUUGCUUUCGUUCCUUACAAUUUUUGGUAAACAGACACUGGAGUAUUAUUAUAGAAAAUUUAAAGAGCUUUAAGGUAGAGUGAUAAUAAAGAAUGAAUUCUCAGGUAAUAUUAAAGAAAUAGAAUAUUUUUAUAUAUCUAAUAAUGAAGCAUACAGUGAAUUAAAUAGAAGAACAAGUGCCUUAUUUAGUAAAUAAUAUCGUAAAAGAUUUUUUGGAUGUGUAAUUUUAGCACUUUUAUCAUGGUUCUAAUUCAACAAUCACAAUUAUUUUCCAUAACCUGAUGAAAUUUUUAAACAUCCAUUACGCUAUUUUAUUCCUGCCAUUCUUACAAUAGCUGUUCUAAGUCAAAUAAUAUAUAGAAAAUUUAGUAUAAUUUUAAUUUAAUCCAAGAUGUAAGAUAUGCUAUGAUUUUUUUCAAUAUUUUAUUGCUAAUAUUAAGUAUCCUUCAUUUAAUGAAAAUUAAAUUAAGAUUGUAAGAUCAAGAAAUACUCAUUAAUUUUUCAAUGUUACUUAGUUACAUUAUUUACUAUAUAGGUCUUAAUCUACUGAUUACACAAUAAUUGCCUUAUAAAGGUAUCACAUAUGCAUUAAAUUUAACUUUUGUAUCCUUAUGUGGAGCAUAACAGAUUAGUCAUUUAAUUACAUUAUAGGUGCAAUCAAACGAAAAUUGCUGGCUUAAAUACAUUUAAACAAUAGCAAAUAUUCUAUGUUUCCCAGUCUUACUAUAAUUAAAGAAUGUUAAACAGCUUAGGGAAUGUGAAAUUUAAUAAGUUUAUGAUUGA